ACCCAACGCCGAGUUCGUUUCGCCGAUGAUGAUGUGAGCAAGUCCACUCUAGCUGGAAGGAAGCGACGUCAAGCGGGCGAGAACGCCUCAAUGACUUACCUAGUAGAGGCUGCAGAGGAUGAAAUUAUUGAUUUGGCGGAACCUGAUGCUCUGGCACGUCAUCUCACUGUCGCGCCGUCGGCGAGUCUGGCCAAGAACGCUCUCAGACAGCAAGAUACACUGGAGUUGACCAACAAGCGUGCUCGUGUCACGCCACGUUCUGCUACUGUGCUCUUUCCUAAGACUCCUGAUGGAAAAGUCAUCAUCACUGACACUCCUAAUGAUAACUGGAUGCUUCAAGCCGAUGACGAACAAGGAGAAGACGACAAAGUCUAUUCUAAGUACAGGGCCGCCUCAAUUGCUCGUGCGGCAGCAGAGGCUGCAGAAAAACCCCGAUCCACUCCUCGUAUUCCUGGUUCUGAAUACCGUUCAACGCGCGCCGGUGGUGAUAUGAGCAGACGUGGUCGUCCAGCGCCUUUCGCUUACGCCCCUCUUGGAGCCGGCUUGCCCAAUCCCAAGGUGGGUAAAGGCAAGACUGGUGCAGCCACCACAGCAGAACGAAUGGCCCUCCUUCGCAGUAUGGGAGCCGGAAGACAAAAGAAAAGGACGCACCAGAAGGCUGGGGGUAGGUCAGCGGGCGUUGGAGCCAAGAAAACUGCCCCCUUCUUGAAACGUCAUCAGAAGGUGAAGAAUCGCAGAAAGAAGUGA
Messenger RNA from Rodentolepis nana, 747 nucleotides. Lineage: Eukaryota; Metazoa; Platyhelminthes; Cestoda; Cyclophyllidea; Hymenolepididae. The record is from the annotation of a GenBank genome assembly.